Messenger RNA from Exaiptasia diaphana, 3411 nucleotides. RefSeq names its product frizzled-1. Gene Ontology annotation, biological process: canonical Wnt signaling pathway; non-canonical Wnt signaling pathway. Lineage: Eukaryota; Metazoa; Cnidaria; Anthozoa; Actiniaria; Aiptasiidae. The transcript has a single exon. Bases 116 to 1726 code for a protein of 536 amino acids. The record is from RefSeq and is a predicted model, not a curated record. Gene Ontology annotation, molecular function: Wnt receptor activity; Wnt-protein binding. Gene Ontology annotation, cellular component: plasma membrane.
AUUGACAUGGGAGAGUAAGAGGUGAAUAACUGUGUUGUAAACUUGUCUGUUUUUGACCAAGUUUUAAGCGUAUAUUUCAGUCUGAUUUUGGCUCGCCGAAGGAUCUCAAAGAGAUAUGGCCUUGGCUUUGAUGUUGGUCACGCUUUUAGGCUUUCUACAACCGUGUUUAAUGUUCAAGAAGCAGUGUGAACCAGUGUCAAUACCUCUCUGCAGAGGCCUACGCUAUAAUUCUACUAUUUACCCAAACUUGUUGAAGCAUCGGACACAGGAGGAAGCGGGUCUCGAAGUACAUCAGUUCUUUCCUCUUGUGAAAGUCGCUUGUUCGAAUGAUUUAGCGUUCUUUCUGUGUUCUGUAUAUGCCCCGCCGUGCACGAUUAUGGAGAUUCCACUGCCGCCUUGUCGACAUCUGUGUGAGAGCGCUCGGGACGGUUGUGAAAAGUUGAUGGCCAGGUUCGGGUUUACAUGGCCAAUCUCUCUAAAAUGCAGCAACUUUCCAGUGUUUGGGGAAGAAAUGUGUAUUGGAACGAACAUCAGCAAAGAACUCAACCCAACUGACAAAGUUGACACAAACCAAACCAUUGUUACUGUAGACAAGACUAAGAUGAGGUAUAUCUGUCCAGAAGAGCAAAAGAUUGGCAACGAUCAGUAUGUCUUUCACGGAGUGAAACGCUGCGCAUCUCCGUGUAAGAAUGUAUUUUUUACAGACGCUGAACGAAAGAUAGCACAGAUGUGGACAGGAAUAUGGGCAAUUCUUUGUGCGGUGUCAACUUUAUUCACGAUAUUAACAUUUCUGAUCGACAUGCGGCGUUUUCGAUACCCUGAAAGACCGAUUAUCUUUCUCUCUGGAUGCUAUUUUAUGGUUUCUAUCGCCUUCAUCGCGGCGUUUGUCGCUGGGGAUAACAUCGCGUGUAAUGAGCCACUCAAACCAGGCUUUGGGAAAACUCUAGUACAAGGGACGAAACACGAAGGAUGUACCGUGAUUUUUAUGAUGCUAUAUUUCUUCAGUAUGGCCUCGUCUAUUUGGUGGGUCAUUCUGACAGUUACGUGGUUUCUAGCGGCCGGKCUCAAAUGGGGGCAAGAAGCAAUCGAGGCAAAUUCUCAGUUCUUUCAYUUAGCGGCAUGGGCCAUCCCAGCGGUCAAGACUAUUGCUAUUCUAUUAAUGACCAAAGUAGAGGGGGAUGAAUUGAGUGGAGUGUGCUACGUUGGGAUCUCUGAUGUCAACGCGCUCCGUGGUUAUGUUUUGGCACCGCUGUUUGUGUACUUCAUCAUAGGAGCUACUUUCCUUCUUGCGGGAUUCGUGUCACUUUUUCGUGUGCGAUCAGUUUUAAAAGAUGAUUAUAGCAAGCGAGAAAAGAUCGAGAAGCUUAUGAUUCGAAUAGGUGUCUUCUCGAUAUUAUACACCGUACCAGCAGUAGUUGUUAUUGGGUGUUUAUUCUACGAACAAUCAAACAGAGCACGAUGGGAUAAUUCAUGGUUUGAAGCUUGGAAACGUCAAAAAGAGUGUCAAGAAAUUACUAAAGGUCUAAACAAAGAUAUUUCUUGUCCAACCUAUCCGCUGCCUGUGCAAAAGCCAGACUUUACCGUGUUUAUGGUCAAGUAUUUAAUGUUUCUCAUCGUUGGCAUUACAUCAGGUUUUUGGAUAUGGUCAAGUAAGACUCUAAGCUCAUGGAAGAGGUUCUAUCAUCGAGCAUUCCGUUGCUUCACAGGGAAUCGAUCGAGUGUGUGAUUUACAUUUUAGCCAGACAUUACCAAUCAAAGUAUAAAGAUGUAAARAAGAUCUAUAUAAUCACACUAACUUUCGAAGUGUGAGGCACACAGUCACGGAUGCCUAAAGAGAUCGACAAUGAUACCACUAAAAAGUAUGAAGCAAGAUUUUGGAAACAAAGAGGUUGUCGUUUCAUGAAAAACUKAGAAAACAAAACACAGUCAAGAACAAGACCAUUCAUCAACUUUGGCUAUGAACUUCAAACGUUUCCGCACAAAGAACUUUUGAAAGAAGUAAUGCGUCCGCUUCCUAAGGAGCAAACAAUAGUUUUAUGCAUUCUGCACACAGCAAGAGAAUGCAUUGAAUUUCCUCCGAAUGUUUCAACCUCACGUUUCACUAUAGGAAGUACACUUUUGGAAAAUUUCUUAUAUGUUUAAGAGUGCCAUGCUGAUUUUUCUUUGUCUUAUAAAGUUUAUUAGACAUAAGCUUUUUGUAUCUUUGGUGUAAUGAUUAUUGAUCACGAGAUAAUUUUGUCAUAAAUUUUCCAAAGCGUAGUUCUGUGUAUACAGAURCAUAGAGAUAUGUAUAACUUAUUGUAUGUAAGAAUAUAUAGUACGUGAAGUUAUCAUCAAUUUAAAACGAAGCACAUACAAAAGCUUUCUGUUGACCUUUUCAAUGCAGUUUUAUUCCAAGUGGCUUAACACUGCGAACACUUUAAAGGGGCUUGUAGGAUUUGGGUGMUAACAAAUCCGUACGUGUAAAACGUAAGCACGGUCGUGAAAACACUUUAAUUACUAGUAUUUUAAUGGCUCUUAUAGUCAAGAAGAUUUUUAUAAAUAAAACGUUUAAGAAAGUAAUGAGGCAAGACAACCAAUCAUUAUGCCAACAUUGUUAUCAGAGGUAGACCAUGAUGUGGCUCUGUAUACAACAAUGRUCUGUCACUGAAGGAAUUGUAUUACUCUUUGUUAAUUUGCAUUUUGUUGGRGGCAUUAUGUUUACAUAGGCAAAAGCUAUGAAUACAACAUGACAUGUCCUUAAAGUCCUUAAAAUUAAAGCAACCAAAGUGUUUGAGAGAUCUUGAAUUAGCCCAUCCCACUGAAUAAGCUUGAAAGCCUUGCUUCAUUUUUUUUAUUUCAAGAGUUUAAAUAAUUAUGCAGUAAAAUCUUUUACUCMUUGUUUUAAUGCUUGAGGUAUACUUUAGAAGUAAGGUAUCGUGAACAGUUAAGAAGUACUAACAGCUGAGAAAGAACAUGCUUUACUUCAAAACCUUUGUGGUCACAUCUAACAAACAUAGACCAUAAAAUAACACUUAUUUAAAUCUCAAAGCACUUUAUCAAUCAUUUAUAAUCAUAGCAACACACGGUGUAAUACUAGAGYUACGUUUGCUAAAUUUAUACUGGGGUAUAUAUUACCUACACUGGCCCCAGAUGUUUGUUCUCUUCUCAAUUCAGCUUAACUAUGGCWUUAGAGAGAAGAGUUGAAACCUCUGGGUCUAGGUUAACCCACACAAGUGAGUCGAGAUAGAUUACCAUAUUUUGACUUUUUAAUUCAGUUUUGUCUCAUGUAAAGUUUUUUUUUAGAAGUGUUAAUGUUUCUCUCAUAGAUAAUGACAUAUAGGAAUUUUAAUUGUACUUGAGGCUCUGUCCUCAUAUWAUAUCGAAGUUCAAAUAUCAUUAGUUUGGUAAAUAAUAAAUUCAUUAAAAAUA